Juglans microcarpa x Juglans regia is the source of this 1550-nucleotide messenger RNA. RefSeq names its product endoplasmic reticulum-Golgi intermediate compartment protein 3. The coding region runs from base 262 to 1311 and encodes 349 amino acids. The transcript is spliced from 14 exons. NCBI's taxonomy places the organism in Eukaryota, Viridiplantae, Streptophyta, Magnoliopsida, Fagales, Juglandaceae. Gene Ontology annotation, cellular component: COPII-coated ER to Golgi transport vesicle; endoplasmic reticulum. The record is from RefSeq and is a predicted model, not a curated record.
CGUUUGGUCGGAAAGGGGCUUUCCUUAUUUCUUCCCCCAGUCCCAUAGUUCCUCUCUCUCCCUCCCCUACGGGCCUCUGCAUUUUUCUCAUUUCCCGUGGGUCGUUAGCGCCGCCGCGUCCCUCUCCUGGCUUUCGACGCCGAUCUCCCCGGAGCCAGCGCGCCGCCCCACGCCACCAGGGGCAUCUUGAACGUUCCUAGACAACCCCGCCUCGCUCUCGAAUCCACCAGGCCACCGCAACGAGAUUUGGUUAAGGUUUAGAUGGGUGUGAAACAAGCUAUAAAGAGCCUCGAUGCAUUUCCUCGUGCAGAGGACCACUUGCUGCAGAAAACUCAAUCUGGCGCACUUGUCUCCGUUUUUGGACUAGUGAUAAUGGCAAUAUUGUUCCUGCAUGAGCUGCGAUAUUACAUUACCACCUAUACCAUUCAUCAGAUGUCAGUUGAUUUGAAACGUGGAGAAACUCUUCCAAUCCACAUAAAUAUGACAUUUCCAUCUUUACCAUGUGAUGUUGUUAGCAUUGACGCGAUUGACAUGUCAGGAAAGCACGAAGUUGAUCUUGAUACUAACAUAUGGAAACUGCGCUUGAAUAGUUACGGGCAUAUUAUUGGCACUGAGUAUCUGUCUGAUCUUGUGGAAAAGGAACACACAGUGGACAAGCAUGAUGGUGAUAAAGAUCAGCAUGAGGAUUCGGAUAAAAAAACUCACGGUUUUGAUCAAGCGGCAGAAAAUAUGAUCAAGAAAGUGAAACAAGCGUUGGCACAUGGAGAAGGAUGCCGGGUUUAUGGGGUCUUAGAUGUCCAAAGGGUUGCUGGAAAUUUUCACAUUUCAGUUCAUGGCUUAAACAUUUAUGUUGCCCAAAUGAUUUUUGAAGGAUCUAAUAAUGUGAACGUUAGCCACGUUAUUCAUGAUUUGUCAUUUGGCCCAAAAUAUCCGGGAAUUCACAAUCCACUUGAUGGGACAGUACGUGUAUUGCAUGACACAAGUGGAACAUUCAAAUAUUACAUAAAGAUUGUUCCUACUGAAUAUAGAUAUAUCUCAAAAGAAGUUUUACCAACCAACCAAUUCUCUGUCACGGAAUACUUCUCCCCCAUGAAAGAGUUUGAUAGGACAUGGCCAGCUGUCUACUUUUUGUAUGAUUUGUCGCCUAUUACUGUGACCAUCAGAGAAGAACGUCGCAGUUUUCUGCACCUCAUCACCCGACUAUGUGCUGUACUAGGCGGUACCUUUGCUUUAACAGGAAUGCUAGACCGUUGGAUGUACAGGCUUCUUGAGGCUCUGACUAAACCUAAUGCUAGGAGUGUAUUUCGGUAAAGUUGGGGUUUAAAAUAACCAUCAGCUUCACAUGGCAUCUCCAAGGAAUUCCUGAUGCAAUUAAGAUGGUGAGUUUCCCAAGUUCAGCAUCUGAUCUUGGAUGUAAAAUGCAGAAGGCAAGAGUUAAACUCAACACUGCUUGUGUGAGAAAUGAUUGUAAUGACAUUGACAUUGUCAUCUGUUUAUAUCGCUAAUUAUUUGGUAUCAAUAGCAUUGCAGCUCCAGGGGAAUUUUUUUAA